UGCUCCAGGACAAGAUGUCGGAGCCGCACAGACCCCAGAGGAAGAUGUCCCGGACGGGCUGCUCCUUGUACAAGGUGCUGGGUCUGGAGAAGGGCGCCUCGCAGGACGACAUCAAGAAAGCGUACCGGAAACUUGCCUUACGGUAUCAUCCAGACAAGAACCCCGACAAUCCAGAGGCUGCUGAGAAGUUUAAGGAAAUCAAUAACGCCAACACCACGCUGAGCGACGAAAACAAGCGCAAGAUUUACGAUGAGUACGGCUCCAUGGGUCUCUACGUGGCCGAGCAGUUCGGGGAGGAAAGCGUCAAGUACUACUUCCUGAUGUCUAAGUGCUGGUUCAAGGGCCUGGUGGUCUGCUUCAGUAUCAUCUCGUGCUGUUGCUGCUGCUGUUGCUGCUGUUUCUGCUGCGGUCGGUGUAAACCUCCUGAGGAAGAAGAUGAUUCCUAUAAGUGUGUGAACCCCGAGGACCUGGAGGCCCAGAUCCGUGCGGAGGACGGUGACGUCAUCAACAUGCAGCCGUCCUCGGGGGCCCCCGUCUACCCUGCGCAGCAGAGUUCCUAGAGCAGCCCCCGGACCUCCCAGUGGUAUCGGACAGGAUCCUCUUCUUGUCACUUCUGGAGACCCCAAUUUCGUGCUCUUGUGGAGGAGACGGGUGGUCCUACACGACAUAUAGCACUUUCUGCAGCAUCACCAGGUUCUUCUCCGUUUGUCGCCUUCAAGCAGCUCCUGCGAGGAUAAGGAGGCGACGACUGACUGUGAAUGGGAAGAGUCACCAAAGACUUGUGUGUGGCCCUUUCUUCCUUCUAUGGAUGAGGAGCACAGAGGGGCCCUCGCCCCAGCAGUGGACCCGCAGCUUUGUACUUUACAGACGUUCUCUUUCAUGGCUCGUGACCCUUCCCGUACCGUCUUCCCCGCCCUCUCCUUCCUUUAUGUUGAAGUGACAAGGGCUAUUAACCAAACGUGGGGCUUAAGGCAAACCCCCCCCCCCCAAUCCAUGUCCAACCGCUGCCCCCACCUCCCUGUACUGGUCGACAUUUCUGAGGGCCCGUCCCAUCCAGCUUCUGGUUUCUUACUUUAAACUUGAUGCCAAUGACUAUGUGGGACAAUAGCUGCGGCCUCGUCCUUCACCGUCGUCUUGACCCCCUGCCCCCCCAUUACCCCACAACUUUGCACAAUGAAUCUGUGAAGUAUUGGGCACUUUGUCCCGGACGAGCCUCCGGAUGUGUUUUUAUACUUUUAUGUCUCCUGUGCUGGUCAGCUGAUGUCUCCUCUGCUCCGGUAUUGGAGGCCGCGCAGCCGCUCGUCGCCCCUGGACUGUUGGGCAGUGCGGUGUAUGGGACGCUCCAGAUCUGGCCCUAUAAUCAUGUCCUGUGUAGAUAUAUAUAUAUAUACGUUGCACCUCAUCCCAUACCUCUUCUUUCGUUCUGUAUCCUUUCACUGUGACUGCGGCGCUCAUCAUGGCGGUGAUGUCCAUCCUGGGAACAGAUCAUUCUGGAGAAAUUCGUACAUGGGUUUUUAUUGCCAAAUGUCUCGUUUUAUCACCAGCAGUUGCCAAUGAAGCGUCGGCGGUGGGAAAGUCUCGUAGUGUCAUGGAGGUUUAAUAAAAUGCAAGCGCUCCCCCAUUGGACCCCCAUGUCUUUUUCAUUCAUAUACUGUAUGGUGGAUGGUGAUUGGCGGACUGCGGCGCUGACUGUGGGGUAAUCGGCAGCCUGGCACGGGGGAUAAGAUGUCUGAUGGCAGGGGGCCCCCACGAUCUCUGUGCAGCACCCGCAUUCUGUCCCGGAGACAUGACGUCACGCCAAGACCCCGUCACGCCCCCUCCAAUAGACAUGAAUGGAGGGGCGUGACUUCACGAGGAGGCAUCGUGUUACGUCUACAGUGCCGGAGGUUUCUGGGCCUGGAGACGCAGUCCCAGUAGCCUCCCCCCGAUCAGACAUCUUAUCCCAUAUCAUACGUACAUGGGUUUUUAUUGCCAAAUGUCUCGUUUUAUCACCAGCAGUUGCCAAUGAAGCGUCGGCGGUGGGAAAGUCUCGUAGUGUCAUGGAGGUUUAAUAAAAUGCAAGCGCUCCCCCAUUGGACCCCCAUGUCUUUUUC
This is a messenger RNA of Hyla sarda, 2093 nucleotides long. Its product is annotated as dnaJ homolog subfamily C member 5-like. Bases 15 to 560 code for a protein of 181 amino acids. NCBI's taxonomy places the organism in Eukaryota, Metazoa, Chordata, Amphibia, Anura, Hylidae. The transcript is spliced from 5 exons. The record is from RefSeq and is a predicted model, not a curated record.